Molecule: messenger RNA, 600 nt
Organism: Schistocerca nitens (vagrant locust)
Lineage: Eukaryota; Metazoa; Arthropoda; Insecta; Orthoptera; Acrididae
Product: testis-specific gene A8 protein-like
Exons: 2
Coding region: 1-600 (199 amino acids)
Source: RefSeq, a predicted model, not a curated record
AUGUCGCGCCGCGUGCGAACCGCUGCGCCUGUUACCCGAAAUAAUGGAAAACAAACGGCGGCGCUCUCGGCGGCAGCCACAUCUGGGCUGCUGCAGGCGCCCAGCUCCGCCGCCGCCGCCACUCUUCUGGUACUGGACGCGACGGGGCGUCGGGACCCACGAACAGAGGCAUCGUCUCCUGACGCUGCGUCGACGGCUGCCGAGUGGGCGCCGGACAAGGCGCUGCGGUGUCAGACUCCUUGGGGGUGCCCAAGGAAAGCGGCUGCAGGACAGGCUGCAGAGCCACCGCUUGGGAAGGCGGCCCGGCUGAGGGGUCGACGUCCAUCAGCUCCGAAGGCGGUGGCGACUGAAGAGGGACCGCAGGCGCCGGAGCAACCACCUGGGGCGCUCCCGGAUGAAGCUGCGCGGGAGGCAUCAACGGGACGGGCUGUCGGCGUGGUAGCGGCGACGGCCGCUGCUGCUGCCCUGGGGGCGGCAGCGAAGUCGGAAGGCGCGGCUGGAACCCGCCGCGGACCAAAUCUGUGGACAAAGAACGAGCGGCAGAAUCCGGGAGGCCAGCGCGGCGCAACUGGUUCUGAUGCCUCCUGUGCACCCCAGUAG